Spirometra erinaceieuropaei is the source of this 5641-nucleotide messenger RNA. The record is from the annotation of a GenBank genome assembly. NCBI's taxonomy places the organism in Eukaryota, Metazoa, Platyhelminthes, Cestoda, Diphyllobothriidea, Diphyllobothriidae.
AUGCGUCUGUCGGUCGGUGUUAUUGCACCUGAGUUCUCCAAGGCCAACAACGUAGCAUUAAUUUCGCGUGUCAGCGCUUUUACAGGGUUCGUUGCACAUGGGACAUAGAACUGUCGGUCCUCCAGUAAACCUUUGGCUAUUUGAGGGCAGUCUGUCCUGUCCAGAACAAUUGUGGUGCGCCCCUUGUCCGCUGGCACGAUGACCAAGUCUUUGUCGGCCUUGAGUUCUCUAAGCGCAUCACUUUCCACCUAGGAAAGCACUUCCCGCGGCCUGUUGGCCUAUGUGAAUGACCCGCGUGGAUACUAAUUCCCAAAGUCGCAGGAAUAGAAUCACUCCUUUGUCGACACCGUGUCACGUGGUUCGCUCCGUGACAAACUACUCCGUAGCUGAACGAAAAUUGGCAACUUUUGGCGCUCACAAGGGUAGAAUGGUAGUUGGUAGCCCCGCCCACUGAUUCUCUAAUUGUACUUACUGGCUCGAUUUCAAGCUCUGUGAUUACGUUCUCAUUAUGUCUGUGAGUGCACGCGCAGAAGCCCUGUCAGGAUGACUUUCUUCUUCACUUUAACCGCCCCGAGAACGAAGCGCUGCAAAAAUGUCUAUAUAGACUCAUUGUAUUGCACCCCUACACGGAAAUCUUUAGUAAAGGGCGAAAGAUUUAUCCUAGGCGGAUUAUGAUUCAUCAUACUUCUAGUUGCAUGCGCGCACUGUGUUACCUGUAUCUGAUUUAUUUUAGAGGUACUAUCCUAGGCUGCAUACCACAGUACCCAGAUGUUACCUGAAGGCAUAACCAUCCGCGUGCUGUCGCAGUAUUUGUAAGUGCAUGACUUUUCGACAUCUACAUAAGACCCUACAGGUCAGUAGUCUUUUUUGCUGGAUAUACUGCACUAGGUAGGACGACUGGAUUAUUUCCAGGAUCCGCGAAUAAUCUGUCGGCCUAUGCGCUUGCGGUACUGCUUUCCUUCGCCUUCUAAGAGACUGGUCUCUGCAAGCAGAACAAAGUGUAGCUUCAUAUACAGAGUGCUAAUUCCUCUUUACAUUGUAUAGUACAUCAUUCAUGCAUAGCAAACAACUACUGCCAUAGUUUAAAUCCUAGAUGUGGCCACAGUGACAAUACACUAUUAUUUGCGGAUUUUCUCUUUCACCCAAACAUAUUUUUCGCAUUAAAGUCUUAUCCCGCUUGCGUUAUGCCGUCCUGCGUGCCGCUGCUUGACUCUCGUGUUCUCAUGUCCAUUCUGUUGGUUAGAGUACAAUCGCACAUACUGCGGAAUGACCUUAAGACACACUGCCUUCUUCCUAUUGGUUGUUCGCCUUCACUUGCUAUUCUUUCCAAUCUGGGGCAAGGAUGCAUUUAUUCCGCAUACCGUACCAAUUAUCCAUGCUUAUUUCUAUACUCUCCUUGCAUUUUUCACCUUAUUUAAAUUAGGCUUCCACUUUGCCAGGAACGUCAAUUCCAGGCUACCCUACAAGCGCCAUUUGCGCCUCCACUCAUCUGCCCCACCCGCAUAGCCCCUAUUACCACCGAUCCCGUAAGACAGGUAGCUGGGAGUUUUCGGUACCGGGAGGGCUACCAACUAUCAUCUAACCCUCAUAAGUGUACAGUACGCUUCAUUUUGACGGGCAACGAUGCAGUACUGUAGCAUAUCCGCUACUUCGAUAUCAAAGGGUCAACAAAUCUUGUCAAAAGCUGGUCCUCUGUGCGCAACUAGCGCGAAUGGUACCCCGACGACCUUACAGAAAGUACGCCUAAAGUGGUUAACCCCUCCUCCCCCUCAUUUGAAGCUCAUAUGUGACAGUCAGGUACCAACCCUGCUGUCACAUUGGUAAAUGCAGAGACAUGACGUUUUGGGAAGGGCCAUUUCACGGUAUUAAAAAACCUCACAAUUAGAGACUUAUUUAAAACUGAAUUAUAUCCUCGCAUAGAGUAUAAAAUUGGAGGAAGACGUAAUUUUCUACCGAAUGAGCAAGAGAAUGACUAUUUUUAUGCAUGUUUUCCGUGAAAUAUUAUUGGACUUUUAGGGCCAUCGAAAAUCAGUAAGAAAAUUGCAUGCGACUUAAGCAGUGAUUUUUACAGAGUAUAAUUUUUUGCUGCAACCGAAAAGAAGUUCUUUCAAAGGCCUGCGUCAAAUCAUUCUUUCGCCCAUUCGGUAGUAUAUUAAAUCUUCUUUCAAUUUUAUACUCGGAAAGACAUAAUUCGGUUUUAAAAAUGUUUUCACUUGUGAGGCGUUUUAUAUGAUGAAACUUCAUGUCUCUGCAUUUACCAAUGUGGCUUGUAAAGUUAAUAGUAUGGAUCAAAUUCACUGCCUAAUUUUAUUAACUCCAUAUGGUUUCCUCUCAAUACCGUAGAGAAAUAUGUGGUUUUACGUACGCGGAAAAUACAUGGUUUGUAGUUUGGGAACCCUGAAUGCAAGUGUGAUGGCAGAAAGGGCUUAAAAUUAUUCGGGAAUUGAAAAAGUUUUUGAAAACCGAAUAAUAUUCUUCCUUCGAGCAUAAAGUUGAAAGAAAACGUAAUUUUCUACCUAGUGAGCGGGAGAAUGAAUAUUUUGAUUCAUGUUUUCCAUGAAAUAUAACUGGACUUUUAGAGGCAUCGAAAAUCAAUGAGAAAAAUUCAUGCUACCUACGUAGUCUUUUUUUACAGAGUAUAGUUUUUGCAUGCAGCCGGAAGGAAGUUCAUUUGAAAGCGGGCAUCCUGAGUUGCACUGCAGACUGGUUUGUUUUACAACCUUACUUACUUAAUCUUUUCGAAACGAAAAUGCAUUUCGGAAUUUCGGUUGAUAUUUCAUGAGUUAGUCCACCUACUGUAGUUAAUAAUUCCGAUCGCAACCGACAUGACAACAGGGCAGAGGCUCAGUUAGUAGAGCGUUGGACGUAAUAACUUUCGGAUCGAAUCUCAGGUGCCCACGUAACCUGAGAUGGUUGACAGCACCUAAUAAACCAAAAAUGACCAUCCGGGUCUCCCUUGUCUUACUUAGUACUCUAUCCAUCUAUUUGCAUAUAAUAAUGUGUCAGAUUAGCAAAGUUGAGAGAUUCGGGUUGAUGAUUUGAAGGAAAAGAUGGGCUCACCGGAACGGGUUUAUUUAGGUGCUGAAGUUUCAAAGAGCUUGGACGGCACCCCAGUGUCGAGGCGUAAAAUGCACAUAAUCGACCAGAAAUUUCGAGUGACAUGUCGGGUUGGUCGGCCUCAUGCUGAUCUAUUCUUCUCUUCUCUCGCUGCCUCGAUCUCUCAAGGGAUGGUUGGCGGGCGUUUUAUCUGUGUGCUUUGUGAGUCGCCACUUCCUUGGGGGGGUGGGGGGUGACUGAACCUUCGUUGGGUGGUCUGUCCGAUGGUUCUUCUUCCUCGUCGAGUGGACUCGCCGUGGGGCUGUCUGUGUAUGGCCUUUUAAAGUCCAGUGUGGUUACUUGGUCUCGAGCUCUACGGAUGUGAUGACUUAGGACUCUGUAGGCUGCAGGAAGGUCCAGAUGCCUGUGGAUGGAGUUGGCAUCGGGGUACCAAGCCUCAAGUGUUAGUCGUUCUGUUUUUGUGUUGCCCCGGCCUAAGAUGGUAGCUCCUUAAUGCUCGAAAGUACGCCCAGUUUCUCAAAAGUGCGUUAUUAGUUGAGAGUUUGGAUCUAGUUUCCAAGUCGCUUAUUUGUGCUCUUGUAGGUGGGUCUGCAAUUUCCGCCCGGUUUCCUCAACAUAGUUGCAGUCGCCCUCAUUGCAACGUUUUUUGAAUACAAAUCCUGGGAUGUCAGCAGGUGGCUUUUUAAGGCCCGGAAAUGCCCGUUCAUAAAACAUCGUGUCUCUGCAUUUACUAAUGUUGCUUGUAAAGUUUACAAUAUGCUCAAAUUUACCGAUAAAUUUUACGAACCCCCUAUAUGGUCUCCUCUUAAUACUGUAGAGAAAUAUGUGAUUUUCCGUAACCUGAAAAUAUUAAGCUUGUAGUUUUAAAACCCUGAAUUCAAGUAUAACGGCUUGUCGGUUUCAGAAUCAUUCGGGAAUUGGAAAAGUAUUUGGAAACCGAAUUAUACCCUUCUUUAAAGCAUAAAAUUUGGAAAAGACGUAAUUUUCUACCGGAUGAAUAAAGCAAUGAAAAUUUAUAUGCGUGUUUUCCUUGAAAUAUAUUUGAAUUCAUAAGGGCAUCAAAAAACAGUGAGAAAAUUUCAUGUAACUGAAGUAGUCAUUUUUAUCUAGUGCAAUCGACGCAGGCAAUCGAAAAGAAGUUGUUUCGAAAGCCGGCAUCCUGAAGUAAUUGAAUUAUUAUUGGGUUAUGCUGCACGGUUACUAAUAUUACAACUCUACCUAAAUAAUCUUUUUGAGUUGAAGACGCAUUUCAGAAUUUCGGUCAACAUUUCAUGAGUUAGCACAUCUAAUCUAGGUGCACUUCAAAAAACAAAACUAGUUGAAGAGCGUAGGCGAAAAUUAAGGUCUAAAAUUGGAGUGAUUAUACAUGGAAAGGCAGGUAACAUGACCCAGCAGGUAGUGAGGAAUCACAUGAAAAAGUGCUGUUACAGCGACCAAAGCCCCUCAGACCGCGUUCCGAGAAGGUGGAAUUUUGUAUGCUGUACAGAAUAGAGGCCUGCGAGUUUCUUUAGAACUUGUUUUCUUCCGUGUAGGAGUUUGUCAGUCCGUUUGGAAUGGCCUCGAUUUGCCGAACACCGACAAAUCCUCAGUGUCAGAUGAGAGCACGGCCGUUGGAGUCUUAGAGGCAGGCGUGUAUCGGUCAGAGACUUCCCGUUUGCAUCAAACGUCGUCAGUGGGUUUGAUACAUUAAUGUGCCCUUGGCCGCGGAAUGGUGCCCCCCCCCUCCCAUUUAAAAGACCUCGGCAUCCAACACAAGUGCUAUGCAUCUGACAUCAGCAUCAAGUAGAUGGAGUUCGGAGUACGUACGAACAGGCAUCGUCAACGCCGAGACAAACGUGACGAUUAGAACGAGUGGGCGUAGAUUGAGGGGGAGGGGGGAGGUAUGGAUGACCACGGGGCUCACGGUGUUGGUAAUGAACGCAUUUUUGGACCGAUGCGCUCCCAUGCACUUGCCCCCCUCGGCCACCCACAAUGAGCAACCGUGAUUGACAGAGCGAAGUGGACUGACUCGUUUUUGGACAAAAGACCUGGGAUAGUCAAGACAGUGGUGAGUACGCAACCAGAAAACGAUCAUUCACAGCCUCGACAGUUCGCAACUGCCAGUUAGGAGUCUCCACUCGAGAUAAGUUGUCACAGCACUACCGUUGGCGGGUUCAAUAGCGGCACUUGAACACACUCAAAGUCUCGAUGCAUUCUGACCAGGUGGACAUUACUGGGUACUGCCUCCUCCUCAAGGGGCUGCGGCGGAGGGGAGUUUAAGACGAACAGCGAUGAUAAUGAUGAUGACGACGACGACGACGACGACGACGAUGAUGAUGAUGAUGAUGAUGAUGAUGAUGAUGAUGAUGAUGAUGAUGAUGAUGAUGAUGAUGAUGAUGAUGAUGAUGAUGAUGAUGAUGAUGAUGAUGAUGAUGAUGAUGAUGAUGAUGAUGAUGAUGAUGCGGGAAGCAGCACUGGUCCCCAAACCUGCUGCAGAUGUCCCACCUGCCAUUGUCUUUUAACGCGGAAGGUGCUCGAGUGGACUGAUUUCGGUAGGGCCGAUAGCAAGGAUACAAUAAAGAUAUUGGACUACCUAACACAUUAG